GGCUUUGGAAAGCCUCUUGCAAAGAAAGCCCAAAACCGUCAAAAUACACUACCAGGCAAACGCGGCCUUCUCUCUCGCUCCACCGAACUCCCAUCACUCUCUCUCUCUCCUCAGAUUUCUCUCUCUACCCGCCUUCCCCUUUUCAAAAAACAACAAAUACCACCACCACCACACCGUUUCCCCCACUAUUCCACGCACUCCCCAAAAAAAUCCACAGCCAAGGAAACCUCUUCAAUGGACGAAGAAGGCGACCCAGUGAACUUCUUCAUGACCCUCGACUGCUGGCCCCAAUCCCCGUCCCAGCCCCCCGACGACGACACCUCCGAGACCUUCAUGCUGGGCUUCACCAUCGCCAACAUCGUCGGCCUACAGUACUACUCCGGCCGGAUCAGCGGCCGCGAGAUGGUCGGCCUAGUCCGCGAGCCCCUCAACCCUUACGACACCAACGCGAUCAAGGUGCUCAACACUAGAACCCUCCAGGUCGGCCACAUCGAGCAGUCGGUGGCUAAGGUUCUUUCCCCCUUGAUCGAUGAGAAUCUCAUUUCUGUCGAGGGCAUUGUUCCCAAAACGCCUAAUAGGGGUUUCCGCUACAAGAUUCCGGUCCAGGUGCACGUGUUUGCUCGGCGGGAGGCGUUUUCAUUUGUCCAAUCUGCGAUUUCGUUAGGUGGGUUGCAGUUGAUUUCGAAUGAGGAGGCGGGGUUUGGGUUAUCGGAGGCGGUAGUGGUGAAGGAGAGGAGGAGUGAGGAUGGGAGGAGUUUGGAUGAUAUAUUUAAGUUGGUUGAUGAGAAUGUGAGGAGGAAGGGGGCAAUGGAGGUGGUGGAGCCGCCUACAGAGGUUAUAAAAUCAGAGCUUUUUGUGCACCAAAAGGAAGCUCUGGGGUGGAUGGUUAAUAGGGAGAAUGGUUGCGAAUUGCCACCUUUUUGGGAGGAGAGAGAUGGGGGUUAUGUCAAUGUGUUGACGAAUUAUCAGACCGAUACACGACCACAACCAAUAAGGGGUGGGAUAUUCGCCGAUGACAUGGGAUUGGGUAAGACUCUCACAUUGCUUUCUUUGAUUGCUUUCGAUAGGUAUGGUAGUGGUAGUGUUAUUCCCUCUUCAAUUGAUGGUGGUAGAGUAAAUGUAGAACAGUGUGAGGAAAUAGGUGAAGGGAAUGAUGGAUUGGUUGUUUCGGGCAGCAGAAAGGCGAAGCGGGGGAGGGAGAGUAAAAAUUAUAGCAAGUCACGGAAGAAAAGGAAAACUGUAGAUACCCAUUUGGAAAAAAUGUUGGAAAGAGGUACUCCGACUGGAUCUUCAGUUUCGAAAACGACGUUGAUUGUUUGUCCUCCAUCUGUAUUUUCAACAUGGGUGACACAGUUAGGGGAACACACUAGACCAGGAAGGUUGAAGGUGUACAUGUAUUACGGAGAACGGACUUCCGACGAAGAGGAGCUUCAGAAGUAUGAUAUAGUUUUGACAACUUAUAGCACUUUAGCUAGUGAAGAAAAUUGGCCUGAUUCACCUAUGAAGAAGAUUGAGUGGUGGCGAAUCAUACUGGAUGAGGCUCAUGUAAUUAAGAAUGUCAAUGCUCAGCAGAGCCGGGCUGUCACUAGCUUGAAUGCCAAGAGGAGGUGGGUUGUAACGGGGACACCUAUACAAAAUGGCUCGGUGGACUUAUUCUCUCUCAUGGCUUUUUUGAGGUUCGAGCCAUUCUCAAUUAAAAGCUAUUGGAAUAGCUUGGUUCAGAGGCCACUUGCUCAGGGAAAUGAGAAGGGUCUCUUGCGGUUGCAAGUGCUAAUGGCAACCAUUUCUUUGAGGAGAACAAAAGAUAAGGGUUUAAUUGGCUUGCCACCUAAAACCGUCGAGACUUGUUUUGUGGAACUUUCUGCAGAAGAACGUGAGUUGUAUGACAGGAUGGAAAGUGAGGCAAAGAGUGUUGUCCGAAACUAUAUACACACUGGUAGUGUGACUAGAAAUUACUCAACUGUGCUUAGCAUACUUUUACGGCUUCGUCAGAUUUGUACAGAUUUAGCCUUGUGCCCUUCAGAUCUCAAAUUAUUGCUUCCAUCUAACAAUAUUGAAGAUGUAUCCAACAAUCCAGAAUUGCUGACAAAGCUGGUUUCAUUGCUCCAAGAUGGGGAGGACUUAGACUGCCCAAUUUGUAUUGCUCCUCCUACAGAUAUUGUUAUCACAUGUUGUGCUCACAUCUUCUGUCGAUCCUGCAUCUUAAAGACCCUCAAACGGACCAAACCUUGCUGCCCCUUAUGCCGCCAUCCAUUGUCAGAGUCUGACCUCUUCUCCUCCCCACCGGAACCUUCUGACACAGACAAUUCCAGAGCCUCCGAAUGUAUAACAUCUUCCAAAGUUUCUGCUCUCUUGAAACUUCUAUCAGCAUCAAGGGAUCAGAACCCAAGCACGAAAUCAGUCGUUUUUUCCCAAUUUCGGAAGAUGCUGAUUUUGCUUGAAGAACCGCUAAAAACAGCUGGGUUCAAGAUUCUGCGCUUAGAUGGGUCAAUGAAUGCAAAAAGAAGAGCUCAAGCAAUCCAAGAAUUCGGACUCCUUGCACCGGACGGACCCACAGUUUUACUAGCAAGCCUGAAAGCUUCAGGGGUUGGUAUAAAUCUUACUGCUGCUUCUAGGGUGUACCUGUUGGAACCAUGGUGGAACCCUGCCGUUGAGGAGCAGGCUAUGGACCGGGUCCACAGGAUUGGACAGAAAGAGGAUGUUAAGAUUGUGAGGAUGAUUGCUCAAAAUAGCAUUGAAGAGAGGAUUUUGGAAUUGCAGGAGAAAAAGAAGAAACUUGCAAGAGAAGCUUUCGGAAGGAAGGGCCCAAAGGAUAGGAGGGAUGUUAGUGUAGAUGAUCUCCGGACCCUAAUGUCCUUGUGAGUUACCCGUACUCUUGCAUAAAAUACUUCUAAACUUGCAUGUUAUAUGCGCAGUUUGUAAUUUUGUGUAAGUUACAAUCUACGCAAAGCUUUUGUACCUCUCUGGUAUUAGGUGUGCACAUCUUUCAACACAUACAAAAUGUGGCAUAUGUAAUAUGACCUCUUUUGAACUUUCCGACUUACCUUUUAUCACUGGUGGGAAAGGAAGAAUGUCAAAAAAUGGAUUUGAAAUAAGUCA
This is a messenger RNA of Rhododendron vialii, 3099 nucleotides long. Its product is annotated as putative SWI/SNF-related matrix-associated actin-dependent regulator of chromatin subfamily A member 3-like 1. Gene Ontology annotation, molecular function: nucleic acid binding; zinc ion binding; ATP-dependent chromatin remodeler activity. NCBI's taxonomy places the organism in Eukaryota, Viridiplantae, Streptophyta, Magnoliopsida, Ericales, Ericaceae. The transcript is spliced from 4 exons. The record is from RefSeq and is a predicted model, not a curated record. The coding region runs from base 235 to 2862 and encodes 875 amino acids.